CCCGCCCGCCCGCCAUGUCCGCCGCCAUGAACAGCAGCGCGAGCGCCGCAGCCGCCGCAGUCAAAUUCGUCGGCUCCGACGCAGACGGCCUGCCGUUGAAACGAAAGCAGGUCCAACAGGCUUGCAUGUCCUGUCGCAAGAAAAAGAAACGCUGCAUACACACAAUACCGUCUUCCCCGCCAGAAACCAAGACGCCGCUUCCACCAUCCCAAAUCCCAGAUGCACCGCCCGAGUCUAGCCCCACACGAGGCGACGACAAUACCGUCAUCUCAUCUUCCCAAGAGAGGCUUGAAGAUGACAUUUGUCAGGUAGCUGCAUCCCAGCUGGUCGAACUUUCAUCCCGGUUUGUUGGUGACCUCAACCCGGAAGGCAUCUUUGUGGAAGCAACAACAACCAAGGCAUCAUCUGUACCUCCAGGACCAGAAGAAAUAGGGAUAUGGCUCCCCACUCGCUCAGAAUCAACCAAGACCAGCGCACGAAGUCCUGAUGUUUCCUCACGUCGAAGUCGUCAUGUGCCGAAUCACUAUCGAAAUGGGAGUGAGCGCCGGGGCAGUCUGCUUGCCGCAUUCGAGCGUGCAAGGGCACAGUAUCUCAGCGAGGAGUGCCUUGUCACAAUGCCUCCCCCUCCGGAGUAUUCUGUGCUUCGCCAGAUUUUUAUGGACAAAGUGCACCCGAUAUUUCCAAUCUUUACCGACUCGGACCUGGCUGGAAAUAACCCCGAUACGGUGUAUUGCGAUGUCAUGAAGCAGGUCAUCUCUUUAAUUGGCGGCCUGGAUCCGGCAGGUCGAAAGAAUCUACGAUUAGAAUCAGGCGGCCCCCUGCUCAAGCCUCGAGAGUUUCAUCAACAGAUGGCAGAGGCGAUAUUUCCUGUCUUGGAGGCCGACUGGAUACAGAACAAAAUUGAUCAUAUACGUAUCCUAACCACCAUGGCCCUCUUCUACCAACCAUACGACACGUCUCAAAAGGACCGGGCCCGUGCUGCGUGGCUCAACACACAGGCUGUUCACCAUUUACAGACGCUCAGUGUGCACCUCAAUGGCUACCGCCCGCAAAGACCGGGUGAAGAUAUUGAUCGUGUUUUCUGUGCCGUUUGGGCAGUGGACAGAUUAUGCGCGUCAUUCUAUGCUCGCCCUACAAUAAUACACGAGCGGGACGUUGAGAAGGACCUGGAACUUGCGAUAAGCAAGCAGCCACCAUGCUUCAUGUUGCUGCUGAAGCUUGUUCAGACACUCGACAGCGUGUUCCCUCUAUAUCGGCCGCAUCAAAAAUUCGAGUACACCGACAUUCCGGUAUUGGAAUCUUUGAUAAUGGAUACAGGGACUGGGAGAACCCCCACUCGACUUCUUGCGACCUUGGAGACGCUUUAUCACGCCAUUGCCGUGCUUAGCUGCCGUCAACCGCGCAGCGCCUUUUCUUUGACGUCACCCGAUGACAACCGCUCUCAUCUACCCAACUCUACGAUCAACCCUCGACGGUCCCUCUCUGCGGACAGGAUUGUCUGGGCGGUCCAGAACGAAGAUCUUGGACCGUUCCCGUUCGUUCCCUAUGCAGUCUCACUGGCCCUCACCGUGCACUAUCGCAAGAUGAGGUACAGCAAAACGGUCAUGUUCCGCAACCGGGGCAGGGACAUGUUUCGAAACAUUGUCGCUGAGCUGAAGAAGCUUGGUGAUUACUUCUUCAGCGCCAGGAUAAAUGCUGGACUGGGCGAAAGCAUCCUGCGGGAAAUGGAGAAAACAGCAACAUCUUUGUGUCGCGAAGAUGGCGAAAACGGCUCCAAUACUGUUCCUCCAAUCGUCGCUACGGCGUCAGCGCUGGCCGCGCUGAGCCGGAACGGGACGCCCCUCGCGGCUCCUGCCGGCGAUACCAGGAUGAUCGACGCGCCAUCAGUCCACGCAGUGAACGGCGGUUCUGGACUCGGCGACGGUGCGGGGGCAAAUGGCUACCAUGCCACUAGUGGGGCUCCAAUAUCAUCAAUUGCGAACGGAAACAUGGAGCCAUCAGUCUUCGAUCAACUCGACGUCGAUGUGGACUUGUUCGGCUUCUUCGAUCCGAGCUUUAACCUUGGCGCCGUCGACACAGCCUUGGAGGCGAAUCUGAACAUGGGCUAUCCGCAACUGUGGCCUGCGGAUACCUGGGGCUUUGCCAACAUCUAAGAAUAAACUGACUCGUUUUUGAUAAGCUUUUGAUCCGGUGAACUUUUCUGGCGAUAUUUAUUUCCGAGUUCUACUGUUUAUAUGGAGAAGCAUGGAAAUGAACACGGAGUGCACUUUUGGACCCUGACGGGGAAUAUUCAUGCCAACCCUGGAAGGCAUUGAGAAUGAGUGUGGGGCGAAGUGGGUGUUUUGUCGCGGCUUUUUCUGGCCAGCGCGUCUAUCAUCCGCGCGCGUUUGAUCAUCAGAUGUCAGGAUUCUGACCAGGACAUUGAUGGUUAAUAACUCAAUUUAAGGCUAGGUUACACCAGACAGUCUAUUCGCGACACCAAGCUUGACCGCGCGGUUGUUACUAAUGUCCCCCUAACCUGGUCCGUUGUACACAUCUAGAUCACCAGCAACCAACUCAACCUUGCGCGUGUCAGUGCGAAUUUAAUGGUAUACGAAGUGUACAACCUGGUUUCCAUUUUGGGAAUAUUACGGCAUCCACCACUGUUGUAUUCUUGUCCCAAGGUGGUAGCCCAACCGAUCGAUCAUGGUGGGUGUUGAAUCGGCCAGCCAGUCCCUUUUCGGUGUACCAGAAAACUACAGUCGUAUUAUACUUGGAGCCAGUCUUUCCAGUUUUUACGGUCAUUUGGUUGGUGUUUCUUUCGAAUGACCGGCUGCAUCACUCAAGAUUCAAUGGUGCGCUUUGAUCCUUUCCCCACUACUUUCCCCAAUCCCUAGGAUGGGGUGUCAUUUCCUGCAAGGGGGCUUGUCAUGCUGUGUUUACAAGGACAUAUGGCAGGCGGUUGACUGGAGGUAUAAUAGAACGAUUCGUCCUUGUUUCUAGAGUCGGAUUCUACUAUGCUGUCCACCACCACCCACUCCAGUCACUCUUUUCACUGACAGUACUGCUCAGAACGUUCUUCCCCUGUCAAGAUGCGCGCCUCAACAGUUCUCAGCAUUCUGUCUUUCACAGCCCUUGGCCAAGGCAUCCGUAUUCUCCAGGGAAACGAUGACGGCUGGGCUGAAAUGUACGCGAGGACAUUCUAUGAUACCCUCACUGCCUCUGGUCAUGACGUGAUCCUGUCGUGUCCUGCCGAGAACAAGUCCGGCUCUGGCUCAAGUGACGCUGAGCCCCAGCCACGCAAGACAGCCUGCGAGUACGAUAGCUGCCCGGCGGACUCCGGUCCAGUCGGCUCUGACUCCAAAAACCGCAAGCUGAACUGGGUCAACUCAUACCCGGUGACUGGUGUCAGGUACGGCCUGGACACAUUUGGACCACAGAUCUGGAACGGCCAGAAGCCUGAUCUGGUCGUUACCGGUGUCAAUGUCGGCAGCAACCGCUACAUCCUCUUCCCUUCGGGCACCGUCGGCGCGGCCCUAGAAGGUGUUAAGGAGGGAAUCCCCGCAAUCGCCUUCUCAGGCGAUGAUGGUGGCGGCCACCGCUCCUUCGACCCCAGCGGAAAUAGCACGACGCCCUCGGCCAAGGUCUACGGCGAGCUUGCCACCAAGUUGGUCAAUUAUGUCGUCUCCAAGGGAACUCCUUACCUGCCGGAAAACACCUUGCUCAACGUCAACUUCCCCAAGCUCACCGAUACGUGCGCGAAGGCCGAUGACUUCAAGUUCGUCUUCUCGCGCGUAGCGCUCGGAGUCUUCUCAUCAAAGGAUACCACGGUCUGCGGCACCGACAGGCUCCCCAGUGAGCUCGAGAUCUCGUUCCGCAACGACUGCAUCAUAUCGGUCAGUCCCGUCGCCACGGACAAGACCACCGCCUCCAAAGAUGUCCAGGCUGUCGUGUACGAGAAGCUCAAGGAUUUUCUGCAGUGCCUGCCGAACUAAGUGGCUGUGCCCUGAGUUUUGUCUUGUUUAUUUUCGGCAGUUUUUGCGUAUCAAAGAUGGAUUCUCUGUACAUAAUUUCCAGCCGUAUAUACCAUAAUUAUAACUAGUUGUGUCUUCAGAUCUACAGGUUUUACCACUGUUACA
Molecule: messenger RNA, 4118 nt
Organism: Pyricularia grisea
Lineage: Eukaryota; Fungi; Ascomycota; Sordariomycetes; Magnaporthales; Pyriculariaceae
Exons: 5
Coding region: 15-2153 (712 amino acids)
Biological process (GO): regulation of DNA-templated transcription
Molecular function (GO): DNA-binding transcription factor activity, RNA polymerase II-specific; zinc ion binding
Source: RefSeq, a predicted model, not a curated record